GGAAAUCUCGGAAGUUUUUGAAUAUCACGCGGAAAUCAUUCAGGACACCAGAAAAUCGGAGCCAGUCACGACACAAUGCAAUGGCAUAAAACCGAUUAAAGCCCCUGAUUCUCAUCGCAUCUCUCAUACUGACCAGCAUACCGGCCUUCCCCCUUCUAAUUCAUCCGUGAAAGUGAGGGCUUUGCAGCGCCGUCAAUCCCAAGAUAUUGCUGCGAGACCAGUAAAUUCGCAAUACCAUGGACUCACACUGCGUUCCGAUCAAUGCCAACGUUCAGUCGAAUCUCCAACUCAAUACUACUUUCAGCAUGGACCUAAAAGUCCUGGUACCCCUGCCAUACUCACCGCACCGAAAUCUUCGCAAUGUCGUGGACUCACACUACGUGGUGUUCAAUGCUCACGUUCAGUCAAACUUCCAGUUCAAUACUGCUUUCAGCAUGGAUCCCAAGAUCCCAAUACCUCUGUCAUAGUUACCGCACCCAAGUCUUCACAAUGCCGUGGACUCACACUACGUGGUGUUCAAUGCUCACGUUCAGUCAAACUUCCAGUUCAAUACUGCUUUCAACAUGGAUCCCAAGAUCCCAAUACCUCUGUCAUAGUUACCGCACCCAAGUCUUCACAAUGCUGUGGACUCACGCUACGUGGCGUUCAAUGCUCACGUUCAGUCAAACUUCCGGCUCAAUACUGCUUUCAGCAUGAUUCCCAAGAUCCUAAUACCCCUGUCAUACUCACCGCACCGAAGUCUUCGCAAUGCUGUGGACUCACACUACGUGGCGUCCGAUGCUCACGUUCAGUCAAACUUCCCGCUCAAUACUGCUUUCAACAUGGAUCUCAAGAUCCUAAUACCCCUGUCAUACUCACCGCACCGAAGUCUUCGCAAUGCUGUGGACUCACGCUACGUGGCGUUCAAUGCUCACGUUCAGUCAAAUUUCCUGCUCAAUAUUGUUAUCAGCAUGGAUCCCAAAGCAAUAACAUCCCUAGUACCACACCCAUCACACCGACAUUGGCAAUAGAAGUGAAUUCACGAUGCCAUGGACUCACGCAGGGUGGCAUUCAGUGCCAACAUUCAGUGAAAUCCCCAACUCAAUACUGCCAUCAGCAUGGAUAUCAAAGAAAUAACACCCCUGACACACCCAUAGUACCGCAACCGACGACAGAAGUGAACCGACCUCAAAGCAAUGACGUCCCCACCCCAUCCGCCAUAUCUACCAUCCGCAUAACAGGACAAUGCAAUGGCAAAUCCAAGCCGAAAGGAUGCCGAUGUCAACAGUUGGUCUCGAUUGCCCCCAGUCAGCUUACAAACGAUACUUCCCAACCAGUUUAUUGUCGUUCCCAUAUUCCAGCUCUAGUAGGGAUUGUGAAACACAUUGAUAACGAGGGGUUUAAAGUGCAGCUAGUCGCCGGUCAGGAAGAUCUUUUUGUUCGCUUUUGCG
This is a messenger RNA of Suillus discolor, 1430 nucleotides long. RefSeq lists its product as uncharacterized. The record is from RefSeq and is a predicted model, not a curated record. The transcript is spliced from 2 exons. The annotation marks the transcript as partial. NCBI's taxonomy places the organism in Eukaryota, Fungi, Basidiomycota, Agaricomycetes, Boletales, Suillaceae.